Mytilus trossulus (common blue mussel) is the source of this 1571-nucleotide messenger RNA. RefSeq names its product splicing factor C9orf78 homolog. Lineage: Eukaryota; Metazoa; Mollusca; Bivalvia; Mytilida; Mytilidae. Gene Ontology annotation, cellular component: spliceosomal complex. The coding region runs from base 95 to 958 and encodes 287 amino acids. Gene Ontology annotation, biological process: mRNA splicing, via spliceosome. The transcript has 9 exons. The record is from RefSeq and is a predicted model, not a curated record.
UUUUAGUGUGUCACGUCGGUUACCUCCCUUGGUAAAAAACUAAUAAUGUUCGUAUUUUUUUGCCAAGAAAGUUGACCAAAAUAAAGAAAGAUAGAUGGAGGCUUUUAAGAAGAAAAAAUGUAGAUCAAUCAGAAAAAGACGCCACUCAUCAGAGAGCGAUGACAAUUCGAACGAGGAUGCAGAUGACAUUGAAUCUAAAUUAAAAGACAUAAAGGAAUUACAAAAGCAAAGAGAGAAACCCAAAGGUGUGAGUGCUGCUGUACUAGCUUUGGGGAAGAAAAUACCUAAAACAGAAGAAGUAACUGAUAAAGAUCCAUUUAAAAGACUUACAGGAGGAAUUGUUGAUAUGAAAACUUUGAACAAAUCAGAUAUGUCCAAAGAAGAUGUAGAAGCCAUUGGGACAGCAUUUGCAGCAGAAACAAACAGAAGAGAUGAAGACACAGAAAUGUUGAAAUAUGUGGAAGAUCAACUUGCAAAAAAGAAAGGCAAUGUAAAUGAUAAAGAAACAGAUUUUAAACCUAAGAAAAGGGGUGACACACUGUAUGCUCUACCAGAUAAGUUAAAGAUAGAAUCUUCAUUGAAGAAUACAGAAGAUAUGUUGUCUAAUCAGAUGUUGUCUGGUAUCCCAGAGGUUGACCUUGGCAUUGAAGCAAAAAUUAAGAACAUAGAGGCAACAGAGGAUGCUAAACAGAAACUUGUACAAGAGAGAAUGAAAAAGAGGGACGUAGUGUCAGACUUUGUACCUACAAAUAUGGCUGCUAAUUAUAUACAACACAACAGAUUUAAUAUUGAAGAUACAGCACCAAUACUAAAAAAGGUAGAGGAGCCUAAACCAGAACCAUUGAGAGUAGGAGAUGCUGAAAAAUUGUCAGAAAUAUCAGGGAAGAAGAAGAGCUCAACAGAAAAAGCAACAGAUGAUUUUCAUUACGAAAAAUUUAAGAAGCACAUGAGAAGAUAAUGAAUAUGUCAAAUCAUAAACUUAGUGCAAUAAAACAAUAUCUGGAGUUCUAAAUGUGGAUAAAUAUUUAAAAUUGCAUUGGUAAUGGUAAGAUGGAAUACUGAAUAGACAAUGUUUUAAGCAAAUGACUGCUAUUAAAAUCAUGGUAUGCAGCAUUGAACUCCUUAACUAGAACAGUUACACAAAGAGAGGGACUAGAAAGAGGUCAUAUGGAGAACAUUAUGUGUCAUUGUUAGGACAUCGUUAUGAUGCACAAGUCAAUACAUGCAUGUUUGAUGACUUCUGAACAAUCAUCAGAAGAGCAGAUUGAAAAUAUGACCAUGUAAUUGUUAUUUAAAUUCAGGUUAAGAAUUUGUCUUCUACCAGUAAACAAUACUAUGAGUUAAUUAUUAGAAAAAGAAAAUAUGUAUUAUUUAUCAAUAAGUGAUGGAUUGAUCCAACUUUAUGUACCAUUUUGGGUAAAACUGUCGAAUACAGUUGAUUUUCACCAUUAAAAAAAAUGGCCAAAAUGAUCCAAUCUUCGUAGGUUAAUGUCACCUUUUAAAAAUCAUUGUACUUUUUUUUGUAUUUUCUGGAUUAUAUUGUCAUAUUCAUUUAUCAUUAAAAUCAUCAC